GUAAAUACCAAAUAGGGAUUAAAAAUCGUAAUUAUACCAUUACCCUAAUCAUCCAUGUUAACUUGACUACAACGCAAUAAUUAGUUACUAAUCACCAAAAUUAGUUACUAAUCACAAUAAUUAAACCACUAAACUCAAACGAAGGAUGGAAAAACAAAAAACCCUAACCCUAAUGUAAGUAUAUAAGGCAAGAGAAGCCACUUUUUCUCUUCAGUUUCGCUCGUUUCUCCUCUCUCAAUAACAAUUUCCAUCUUCCUGAUCACGUCUUUCACUCUCACAACUUUUUGAGAUUCUUUUAACUCGAUCACCAUGAGUAUGAAUCAUCUCCCGGUCACGGAUUCAGGUAAGGAUAUAUGGUCGAAUUUGUUUUUACUUAUGGAUACUGCGGUUAUGGUUCAGGAAGAAGAAGAACGUCGUCGUCGUCGUAGAGACGAAGAUAGCGAGAAGAGUUUCUUCUAUCUUUUCCCGAGGAAGAAAAGGUCGUCUUUGGUGAAGAGAAGAUACAAACAACAAAACCCUAAUGGGGUUUCUAUGAUGUCUUCUUCUUCAUCGCUCGAUGAUCACGAGACGAAAAGCACACAAAACCCUAGUUAUGAGCCUGUGGUGUAUGAUGCGGAGCUACUACGUGCAAAGAAGGGGAAAUCUAAGAUUGUCUGUGAAGAUUACGACUACCGCGGAGAGAGUGAUGAGGCGAAGAGACACUUUGAGAAGACCGUGAAGAGAUUGGUAAGAAACCUAGGACGAAACUUGGAUGAUCUUGAUGGGGCGUCGUCUUCUAUGUCUUCAUCGUUCCUGAACCAUCGUUGUUACAAUUCCCCUUCGCUUCUCCUCGGUUACAACUCGGCUAAGUCUGAGAAGACAGAGACGAACGACCCUAGUUACCAACCAUGCCUAAAGGAGAACACAACAAGCCGCAAGAGGCGUGCCGUGCAGCAGAGGACGGAUACAGAUGCACCGGAGUGGAUUUUUCAGGUGAUGAGAAGAAUGAGAGCUGAUGCCGCAAACCCGUUGCUGAUCUUUGAAAGGGGUCUAACGCCGACUGAUGUGAAAUCAUCUCAGUGCCGUCUCUUAAUCCCAUGCCAGCAGCUAAUCAGAGACGAUUUCUUGACGCCGGGGGAGUAUCGAGCCAUAAAUAAAGAGGAAUACAUCGAAAACGACGAUGAUACUAUCGGUGUGGGAACGAUUCUUGUGAACCAAGGAUGUGAAGAGUGGGGUCUGCGUUUCAAGCUAUGGCCGAUGGAGAAGGAAACUGGACUUGGAACCUUGAAUUACGCUUUGAACUGGGCGUGGAACGAUGUCGUCAAGGGUAACAACUUAAAAGCCGGGGACAAGAUCAGUCUUUGGACUUUCAGGUGCCGUGGAGUACUCUGCUUUGCUCUUGAGACAUACUAACCUUCUUCCUUAAUUUGGUGUCUGAUAAUGUUUGAUUUGUCUCUUGAAACGAUUUUAACUUGAUUGAUCUAGUUUAUU
Messenger RNA from Camelina sativa (false flax), 1470 nucleotides. The record is from RefSeq and is a predicted model, not a curated record. NCBI's taxonomy places the organism in Eukaryota, Viridiplantae, Streptophyta, Magnoliopsida, Brassicales, Brassicaceae.